Molecule: messenger RNA, 1552 nt
Organism: Amphimedon queenslandica
Lineage: Eukaryota; Metazoa; Porifera; Demospongiae; Haplosclerida; Niphatidae
Exons: 13
Coding region: 440-1552 (370 amino acids)
Biological process (GO): protein dephosphorylation
Molecular function (GO): protein kinase activity; protein tyrosine phosphatase activity
Source: RefSeq, a predicted model, not a curated record
AUUGAUACCUAAUACUAGUUAUACUAUUGGAGUGAGAGCAUAUACUAGUAUUGGACCAGGAGAAUGGACUGAUAGAGAAUACACUAGUAUUGAAAUACCUGUCAUUCAAACCUUUUCUAUAACAAAGAUCAAUUCUACAGCAGUGAGGGCUGAGUGGGGUUUUGUUUCUGGAGCUAGUCAUUAUACUGUCUAUUAUGAGUCAACCAAUAGCUCCUCAAGAAAGAAGAGACAAGUAGAGACAGAAAUAAGAGUAUUCCCAGGUGAUACUACUGAAGGUCUAAUAGGAGGAUUAGAUCCUAAUCUGAACUACUUGUUCUCUAUAUCUAUAUCAUAUAAUGUUAAUGGAAUCAUUUAUGAAGGAGAGAGGACUCAACCAAUACCACCAAGUGUUACUGUUACAGGAUCAUCAACAAGAACUUCAGUGGUGGACACUUCAAUUAUGUCACAUAUAGAUUUAGUGCCAAGUAUAACUGUGAUACAAACAAUAAGUACUUCAAUAACAAGUUUAGUGCCAAGUGUAACUAUGAAAAAAACAACAGGUGGUGCGCCAAUGACAAGUAUAAUAUCAAGUAUGACUGCAUUCACUGCCAUGUCAGUGUCAAAAUCAAGUACUCCUAUGUUGCCUACUACUGAUGAAAGUUUAAUGACUAUUUACAUAGCAGCUGGAGCUAUUCUACCAUUACUACUGAUAGUCAUAAUAAUUGUAAUCAUCAUUAUAGCUGUGCUGAUUUCAAAGAAGAAGAGAAUUAAAAAGAAAUACUAUAUAGCUACUAAAGAUAGCACUGAUAAAGGAACAGCUACUGAACUCAGUGUAUCAUGUUAUAGUACAUAUAAUAAUAACAAUGGAGGACAUGAAGAAAUUGGAUUAGACACUAUUCAAGAAGCAACCUACAGUACUGUAAUGAAACCUAUACUACCAGUGAUAGAAGAAUUCCCUAAUGAUGUGACAUCUAAAGAAGGUCGUCAGGUCCUUUUUGAAGUUAAAGUUAAAGUUAGAGGAAAUUCAAAACCAUCUUUUAAUUGGUAUCAUAAUGGAGAGCCAGUGACUGAUGAUUAUGCUCAUGAGCUGAGAGGAGAUGGUAGUCUACUGCUAGUGAGUGUUGAGGAGAAGCAUAAAGGAACAUAUUGUUUUGUUGCUAAUAAUGAUGCUGGAACAGUUAGUCAACAAGUUGUACUCACAGUUGCAGUGGAGGGAAGUGAUGAGAGCAGGUUGUUACAUGGCGACUCAUCCUGUGCUAAGAUUGGUAUGAUUCCUGUUGAUAAAUUUGGAGAAUUUGUUGCUAACGGACACGCUAAAGGAAACGAAGGAUUUAGAAACCAAUUUGGGAUGUUAGACAGUGGUGAAAGUGACCACACAGUGACAGUUGGUCUUACUCCAAGCAAUAAACUGUUGAAUCGCUUUGCAAACAUUGUAGUCUAUGAUGAUAAUCGUAUCACACUAAGACCGAUGCCAGGCCAUAAGGAUUGUACAAAUGAGUAUAUCAAUGCAUGCUUCAUUAAGAUAUUGUUGCUAGUUUGUGAUGAAUUUGUUUUGACAAUAGGAUUACUCUAA